This is a messenger RNA of Rotaria sp. Silwood1, 615 nucleotides long. Lineage: Eukaryota; Metazoa; Rotifera; Eurotatoria; Philodinida; Philodinidae. The record is from the annotation of a GenBank genome assembly.
AUGGGUGGUACUAUAUCAGAUAUAGUUAAAGUUGUUGAUGAUGCUGUUAAACAAAUAAUAUUACAAAUUGAUCCAUCAAUAAUUAAAUUUAAAAAUACAACAUUAACAAUUCUUGAUAAUAUUGAAUCAAAAUUUCAAUCAAAUAGUUCUCAAGCAUUAUCAUCAUUACGUCAAAAUCUUCUUGUUUGGCUUUUUUUAGCAUUAAUUUUUUCAAUACUUGUUUUAAUAUUAAUACGUUAUUUAAUUGAUAUAUUACAUAAAUUACAAUUUGGUAUAUUAACACGUCAAUAUUCAAUAUUAUUUGUAUUAACAAUAAUUAUUUUUUGGACUUUUUUAUCAUCUAUAUUUGGAGUUUUUAUAAGUGAAGAUAUUAGUUGGUCAACAUUAAAAAUAAUUAUUUUUAGUUUAUGUUGUUCAUUAAUAAUAUUAUUAAUAUUAAUAUGGUUUAGAUUUUUAUUAAUUUAUCAAAAAAGAAUAAUAAGAAAACUAAAUGUUUUUUUUUGUCAAUGGAAUUUAUUAAAAGAUAAAAAUAAUCGUUUAGAACAAUCAACAAUGACUUUACAUAUGUUAUCUAUUAAAAAAAAAACUCUUAAUGAUCAUAUUAAUCAAAUAUAA